AUGGCAUGGCGAAGGGCGACGGGGCGGGCGAAAGAGCGGACGCCCGUGCGCGAGGCCGCGACGGCGCCGGCCGCUGCCGGUGAUCAACGGCGCGUUGGCGGGCGGUUUUGGGCGCUAGCCGAUUCCGACGACGACGACGCGGACGACGAUGGGGAUGCGUCUCCGGCGGAGUCGCCGCCCUCACCGACACCUUCGGAUCUUAUUUGUGAAUUUUUUCACUCAGGUUAUAACGAGGAUGAAGUAGCAACGACGAUUGAUCGAGUACUCCCAUCGGACGAUCCGGCGCGCAUCGGUCUUCACGCGGGCGAGAAGAACGAGAUGAUCCGACGGGUUGUUCAUCGGAGGACGGCGGCGUCGGCGCUCAGACCUUGGAAGGGUCCCUUACCUAAGGUGAGUCUUCCGAAUCUUACGCUUUUCGAUUUAAUUAGACCGGAGUCGUGGAUUACUGUAAAGAAGAGGAAGCACGCGAGGCGGAUCGACCAUCGACAGGCACCGGCAGCCCCUGUGUUGGCCGUGCCGGCGACCGGGAUCUCGGAGAUGAGAUCGGUGCGUUUGAAACGCUUACUGGGCUGCGCUGGGCCGGCUCGGAAGGAGCCGGGGCCGCGAGGAGAUGGGCCAGGGUCAGAUGGGUAUGAGGCCCAUGCUGUACCGGACCAGACUCCUGCCCGUAUUGAUUUCGCAUGCACGUACGCAGACGAUCGAACUGCUUUUCCUUUAGCGCCAUCUCCUGCUCGUUUUAGGGUUCAUAGGCGCGGCACCCGUGGAUUCCCGGCGUGUGGUGAUCGUCGGGCAAGGAGGAUCCGGCCUCUCCUGGGCAUGGCCGGACGCGGUUCUGCGGCGCAGCCGCCUCCCAAGAAGAUGGCAUCCUCUGCUCCUGCUGGACGGGGCGGGGCGGCUCCGCCGCCGGCGGCGGGCGCUGGGCGUGGAGGCCUUGCGCCGCUUGGCCAGAGGCCGCCGGCGGGCGGGGGUGUGCCGCUGGGUAACCCGGGUCGUGGCAGCAGCCACUUGGCCGUGCGGCCGCCGGGGCAACUGCCCGUGCAAACGCCGGCUGGUAGGGGCGGGCUGAGGCCUCCGGCGCCGGGUGCGGUGCCCGCCGCGCAGCCGGCUGCGAGUCGUGGUGGACCUCGGCCCCUUGCGCCGGCCGGUGUGGAUGCUGCUGGCCGGAGCGGUGCUGCUCCUGGGGGUGCGCCGACGCCUACGGGCGGUCAGCCUCGGGCAGCGCCUUCACCUCACGCCGCGAGGCCAGUUCAGAACCGGUCGGGACAGACGCAGAAUAGGCAGAAUUCUAUCGCUAAUGAGUCGCAUGCUCCACCCCGAGGCCAGUGGGGAGACGAUGGUUAUGAUGCGUAUGGAGAUGGACAACAUCGUGGUUCCUCUUCCACGGGAGGAGGUCGUGGUUACGCCUGGCAGAGUGACGGGUCUACUGAGAGACCGUUCCUCGGUCCUCCAGGUGGAUUUGUAGAAGGAGCCUCAGGUCCGGACAACCGCUAG
Messenger RNA from Aegilops tauschii subsp. strangulata, 1491 nucleotides. The record is from RefSeq and is a predicted model, not a curated record. Lineage: Eukaryota; Viridiplantae; Streptophyta; Magnoliopsida; Poales; Poaceae.